AUGGUCAGCUUGUCAUUGCAGCUGCGGAACUCUAGGGGCAUUAGUUUCUUAAUCCUGCUUUCACUGACUCUGUGUUUCCUGUGUUCGUUGGUGUUUAUUGGAAAGCCCACACCUUUGUCCUGCAUGGUGCGUCACACUGCCUUUAGCAUAUUCUCACUGUGCAUUUCAUGCAUUCUGGGAAAGACUCUUGUGGUUUUAGCUACAUUCAGGGCCACCAGGCCAAAGGGCCGCAUUAUGAAGUGGCUGGGACCCAAGCAGCAGAAGGCCAUUAUCUUCAGCAGUACUUUAGUUCAGGUGGUAAUCUGUGCUGCGUGGCUCAUUGAUGCUCCUCCUUUUCCAAUCCGAAACACACAGUAUGAACAAUCAAAGAUCAUACUGGAGUGUAGUGUGGGCUCAAAUGUUGCCUUCUGGUGCAUUCUAGGAUAUAUUGGCCUCCAAGCCUGUCUGUGCUUCAUAUUGGCCUUUCUGGCCCGUAGGUUACCUGGAAACUCCAACGAGGCAAAAAUUAUCACUUUCAGCAUGCUGAUCUUCUGUGCUGUAUGGCUGGCAUUCAUCCCUGCUUAUAUCAGCUCUCCUGGAAAUUAUGCUGAUGCAGUAGAGUCUUUUUCAAUUCUGACUUUCAGCUUAGGCCUGGUGUUCUGCCUGUUUGCUCCCAAGUGUUACAUUAUUGUACUGAAGCCAGAACAAAAUACUAAACAGCACCUGAUAGGAAAAGACAGACAUAACAAUGUAUACAGUAAAACUCGAACAUAA
Messenger RNA from Thalassophryne amazonica, 753 nucleotides. RefSeq names its product vomeronasal type-2 receptor 26-like. Lineage: Eukaryota; Metazoa; Chordata; Actinopteri; Batrachoidiformes; Batrachoididae. Gene Ontology annotation, cellular component: membrane. Gene Ontology annotation, biological process: G protein-coupled receptor signaling pathway. Gene Ontology annotation, molecular function: G protein-coupled receptor activity. The record is from RefSeq and is a predicted model, not a curated record.